ACAGCGUUGUUUCUCCACCUCCCCCUUUCCUUCCAUUUUCCACCCCACCUUUAUUCCGUUUUACUGCUCUGGGAUUGGCUGAACGGUUAGAUUUCUUGAAGCUCUCCAAUCGGGGCGCGACUUAUGACCCGGCACUAGCCAAUCACGACGGAGGAGGCGGGAUUUCGUGUUUGGAAUACGGGUGAGGAAGAAGGAGGUAACAUUAGUUCAUAUUAGCUGGUUAGCAAAAAAAAAAAGCGAGAGAGAGAGGGGGGGGGUAUGUAGCCUAGCCUUGCGCGAGCUCUUUCCAUCACGUCUGUUUUUUUGGGGGGGAGAGGUGUACAAAUAAAAAGAAAGGAAAUGAAUCAACGAGCCGGACAUUUUCAUGGCCUGUUGUUACGCUUAAAGUCUCAGUGUUGGUGUCGUUGCUAAGACAGCUAGCUGAAGCCGAUUAAUCGCAUUAGCCUGGAAACUAUGUGGCAGCAAGACGACUGGAGAUUUAAUUAAAACUGCCCCCUGACACGACUAGGAAGUGACCGUGAGGCCUUACAGACACGCUGUGCUUUCACGGAGAAUCCGAAAUCUGCUAACACACACGCUUCCUUUGAAGAUUAACUACCUCUGGGGCAUUGGGGAGGAACUCUAGACGGGAUCUGGAUGAGUUUCCCAGCAGCAGCAGCAGCGGUGGUGGUGGUGGUGUGUUAUCUCUCUGACAGACUGGAUCUGUCAGCCUGCUAGUGUUCAGUCUGUGCCAAGGCUCCGUCAUCCAGCAGUCGGACAUUUGCUUUUUUCACUUUCCUUACUGUUGACCAGUGGACCGUUACUAUUCUCAUAACCACACUGUGGGAUUUUUUUUUUCUUCUUCAGACACCUUUUUAAAAGUUUUCUAUUUUUUAUUAGAGGUCUAUAUACACACAAUAACGGAUAUACGAUAGAAAGCUAUAAGGAUUUUUUUUUUCACUUCCGUUUGAAGGAUAUAUUAUGCACUUUUGGGAUAUUUUUCAGGAUUUAUGGUUACUUGUGGUGUGAAGAUAGAGAUUUUAUCUUUAGCUCGACUACAAAAAAAUAAUAUAGCAGCAACACAUUGAUCCUAUAUAUAUAUAUAUUUUGUUUGUUUGUUAUUGUUGGUUUUUUCCACCACGUCGUAAGCUACAGCAGAGCUGCGCAUCACGUUCAGACAUCAAACUCACGUGACGGUUUUUCUGUUUCAAUCUCAUCGCCUUUCUGCUACUAUAAGGAAUACUGACAUGACUCUCUGGCUCAUGGAGCAUUUAAGCUAUCAGUUUACUUGAAAAACAAAGUUUCCACGGUUCUAAAUCCGGGCAGAAAUCUUUAUUGAAUUCCAAAUCAAAAUAAAGGCAAACAGAGAGAGUCUUCGCCAAGCCUGUGGUGGGAAAGGGCACUUCCUGGCCGUGUCCACUACUUAUGUAUUGUUGCAGCGCGCAAGAAAGUAAAAUGGACUAUAAGCGACGCUUCUUGCUUGGCGGGUCCAAGCAGAAAGCGCAGCAGCAGCACCAGCAAUACCCGCUGCCCGACCUGAGCCAAGCCCUUAGCGCUCCGCUCGGAACCUCCUGCUCCACCCCGACCCCGCUGGCACCGGUAGGCUCAAACCUUUCCGCUUGCCAUGAAGUUUCAGGCACGGGCAACACCACAACCGCGAUUGCCGACAUCCAACAAGGGAUCUCUAAGUACCUGGACGCCCUGAACGUCUUUUGUCGCGCCAGCGCCUUCUUGACGGACCUCUUCGGGAGCGUGUUUCGCAACUCACGCUACUCCAAAGCUGCCAUGCAGCUCAAGGACGUGCAGGAGCACGUGAUGGAGGCGGCCGGCCGCCUCACGGCUGCCAUCAAGCCCGAGAUCGCCAAGAUGCUGAUGGAGCUCAGCGCCGGUGCUGCCAACUUCAAAGACCAGAACGACUUCAGCCUUCAAGAUGUGGAGGUACUGGGCCGCUGUUUUCUGACUGUGAUGCAAGUUCAUUUCCAGUUCCUGUCUCAGGCUCUGCAGAAAGUGCAGCCUGUGGCGCAAUCGUGCCUGGCGGAGGCGCUGGCGCAGGUGCAGGAGCGCUGCACAGGGGCUCGCAGUCAGCCCGGAGCUCUCGGCGAGCUGGACGAGGCGGCGCGAUCGUGGAAAGGUGCAGCGGAGGCAACGGCGCGUCUACGAGAGCGAGGCCGUGACGGCUGUCUGGCUGGUUUUCAGGUGCAGCAGCUCUUCUGCUCCCACAGCCCUUCUCUCCCUGACCAGCAGCUCAAAGAGCUCAACCUGAAGAUAAACAGCGCUCUGCAGGCAUACAGAGCUGCGCUGGACUCUCUGGGUCACUGUGAGUACGCUCUCAAAGGAGGAUUUCACCUGAAACCCAAAGCUAUAGAAGCUGCCUUACAGAGUUGCUGUAGUGAGGCUGAGGCUCAGCAGGCUGGCAGAAUGCAGACCACAUCUCAGCCACUCCAGUGCGAGUUACCCACAAUCCCCCUGCAAAUCGGCUCACACUUCCUCAAAGGAGUCUCCUUCAACGAGUCGGCUGCCGACAACCUCAAACUCAAAACGCACACCAUGUUACAGCUCAUUAAGGAGGCUUCGGGGCAGAACGGCGUGUCGGCACGUGAUGACUCUCCCGUGACGGAGGUGUUGAACCUGGUGUGUCCCUCCACCUGGAGGGGGGCCUGCAAAACCGCCGUGCAGCUGCUGUUCGGACAGGCCGGACUGGUCGUGGUAGACACGGCUCAGAUCGAGAACAAAGAGGCCUACGCUCCACAGAUCACCUUAGAAGGCUCCAGGGUUGUAGUGCAGGUUCCUUCCACAUGGUGUCUGAAGGAGGAUCCGGCUACGAUGUCUCUACUGCAGCGCAGUCUGGACCCGGAGAAAACCCUCGGGCUGGUGGACGUCCUCUACACCACUGUGUUCGACCUCAACCGCUGGAAAGAGCGCAAGGAACAAGCCCUUCCCACCAUUCAGAUCCAGCUUCAGAGGGACAGCUCUGAUUACACCGUCCCUGUCGACCUCCACCCUGGCAACAGCAGCAAGUCCUCUAGUGGCCUGCCCAAGACCAUUUCUAAGCUCACUUCCAAGUUCACCAAAAGGGCUUCAUCCAGCUCUGGAAGUGGUGGAAGCUUCUCCAUCCCUAGCACGCCCUCUCGAAGCACAAGCAUCGUCGACGAAAAACCCAAAGCGCCAUCCCAGAUUCUCCAGAUGACCGUGUCGGGUACCAGUGACUCCAGCCAGCACGCAGCUAACGAUUCAGCUCUGGAGGAGCAGGGUAUGAAUUUGCCCACGGACCAGGAAAUGCAGGACGUGAUCGACUUUCUAUCCGGCUUCAACAUGGGCAAAUCGCAGCAGGCCUCGCCGUUGGUCAAGAGGAGGAACUCGGUUGCUUCCAGCAAUGCGGCUGAUCUGAAACCGCCUGCCUCUGUGGCCCCGCCCACUUCACAGGCUCCUGUUCUGCACCCUGCAAUCCCAUUGGCUCAAAAUCUGCCUCCACAGCCACAACAACCACCACCACAGCAGCCGCAGCAACAGCAGCAGCCUCCUCCUCAGUUACCAACUACACCCAAACAGCAGCAACAAACCACCGUUCCUGCACAACCACAAGCCCCAACACAGCCUUCACCUUCCCCACAGACCCUGCAGUACUACCAGCACCUCCUGCAGCAAUCCCAGCAGCCCUCACCCGUCUCACCACAACUCCCGUCACAGCAGCCCCAGGCUCUUCCCCCACAACAGAGGGCUCCUGGAAAGUGGCCACAGGCUCCCCCGGGAGGGCUUUCACCCAUCGGUCACAUGACUCAGUGGACUUUGCCUGACCUGAGCUCGGACCUGUACAGCCUGGGGUUGGUCAGCACCUACAUGGACAGCGUGAUGUCGGAGGUGUUAGGUCACAAGGCACCAUCAGGGCCACGCAACAACACCUGGCCUAAUCGUGAGCAGAGCGAGCAGAGCAUGUUCGGGGUGCUGGGUGACUCGAUGCCCUUUGACCCUGCAGUUGGCUCAGAUCCAGAGUUUGCGCGUUACGUUGCUGGGGUCAAUCAGGCCAUGCAGCAGAAGAGGCAAGCACAGCAUGUCCGUCGUCCUAGCAACCCCCGUAGCAACUGGCCCCUCCCAGAAGACCAGCAUAGGACCUGGUCCCACCCAGAAUACUAUAGUGAGGGGGAGGCAGUGAACAGUACCUGGUCAGCCAAUCAGGGCGACUCUGCCAGCUCUAGUGAUGAAACCUCCUCAGCCAACGGAGACAGUCUGUUCUCCAUGUUCUCUGGUCCUGACCUGGUAGCUGCGGUCAAGCCAAGAAGGAAACACAGCUGUGGUGAGCAGGAAGUGUGUACUCUGCCCUCUCCUCCUCUCCACCAUGCCAGUGAUGACAGUAACCAGGUAGGACUUGUUUUAAAGGAGAGCAAAACUAAAACAUGGCCUCCGAAGGCCCCGUGGCAGCACUCCACCCACUCCAACACCAUGCCCAAUCCCAGCUCUUCCCUCUAUCAAAUGACGAUACCUUCCAGCCAAUGGGGCGACUCCAUGCAAAUGCUACAGUCUCCGGUUUGGUCAACAGCCAAUGAGUGCUCUCCUUCCAGUGGCCUCUCGUCCGGCUUCCCGUUCCCUCAGCAGCAGCAGCAGCAACAGCCGCAGCAGCAGCAACAGGUCUCGCAGCAUAAAGCUCUGAGUAAAGGCUUCAAGAACUUCCCCCUGAAACCUGAGCACCGGCCCUCGUACCUGCACCAGUACUGACCCCGCCCACUGCCCCCCCUGCACUACAGCCUCGCUCUUAACUGCUGUUCUGAGACCAGGGAGCGUCAUCACGAGGUUUAGGGCUCAGAUUCAGCUGUAGACUGGUCCUAGAUCAGCGGUUAAGGGUUAUGCGUUAUGCCACGGUUGGAGUCGGUGCUGGUGUAAAGAUCACACCAUUAACUCCAUCUAAAAGGGGAGUCGGUGAUCAGGAGGUCGGACAGGACUAACGGAUGAGGUCAGGUGGAUGGAGAAACGCCAUCACACCCCUGCUCAUGUGCUUAGUACACACCCAUAGCAGACACUUUACUCCGGACCGUACUCCGAUUCCCAAUUUUGAUAGUCCUUUAGACGAGUGUGUUUUUAUAGGCGAAUUUAUAUCGAACGUUGUGGCAUAUAUAUAUAUAUAUAUAUAUAUAUAUAUAUAUAUAUAUAUAUAUAUAUAUAUAUAUAUAUAUAUAUAUAUAUAUAUAUAUAUAUAUAUAAUUUUUUUUUUUUGUAUUUGUCAGAUCCAUGCGAGUCUCUGGUUUCCCCGACUGCCAUUUGCGCCGAUUUAGUGCAUGAUUCCUGCUUCCAGCAGCCUAGUGAAAAAAAUUGUCGCUUGAGCUUCCGCUCCACAAAAUGCUCGAGUCUAGAAAAUUCCCUGAAAAACGUCUGCCAAGAUUAUGAAACAGCUCUCGAUGGGAAUUCUCGGGUUU
This is a messenger RNA of Hemibagrus wyckioides, 5384 nucleotides long. RefSeq names its product granule associated Rac and RHOG effector protein 1-like. The transcript is spliced from 14 exons. Gene Ontology annotation, molecular function: CCR4-NOT complex binding. The record is from RefSeq and is a predicted model, not a curated record. Lineage: Eukaryota; Metazoa; Chordata; Actinopteri; Siluriformes; Bagridae. Bases 1405 to 4689 code for a protein of 1094 amino acids. Gene Ontology annotation, biological process: Rac protein signal transduction.